UAAUGCAAGUUAACUUGUCCAAUAAAGUUUUGCCACAGAGACAAGUUUGAUCUUUUUUUUUUUUCGACAAGCUUGAUCUUUGAUCCACUAAAGGUAGAACUUAUGUAUCACCUUCACAAUUAAAAAUAGAGAUAUUAAUGGUGAUUCUUGAAAAUACUUAUAAGAUCUCAACAAAACAUAGCGUUUAGAAAAAAAGCCCAUGCACGUAGGUUUCGGCAUGGUCGUAUAUAUAUUAAUAUUUCUUUUCUGUAAACGGAUAGUCUUAUACUUUCUUUUCCAAAAUAAAUAUGAAAAAUAAAAUAAAACACAUGAUAAAUACGAACGGAGAGAAUAUGGGGGAUCUAAUGUUUAUAUAUACCAAAAUAUUGUUUUGUAAACUCCGGAUUUGAUAUAAAAGAAAACAAGAAAUAUUUUUCUGUAAGAAUCGUCAAUAUGAAAAGGCUGCAGCGACUCAUGAAACACAACAAAAACCCUAUAAUGGAAAACAAAGAGAAGCUUCCAUGGGAGUUAGUGGAAGAUAUCCUCUCUCGUGUCCCUCCCAAACCACUUGUCCGAUUCAGAACCGUUUGCAAACGAUGGAACACUCUCUUCGACGACAAUACUUUCAUCAACAACCACAAGAUGACGUUUCGAUUCAUUGUAGUGACUAAAUCCAAGGUUUAUUCGGUAAGUCUGAACCCCGAGAUAGAGGUGAGUGAGUUAACCUUAGAUAUCCCCGGUUUAAACAAUCAGAAACCUAAUGACUUGGUCGAUUGCAAUGGGCUCUUGCUAUGUGGCAUGAAAGAAGGAGCUGUCGUUUGUAACCCGUGGUCCGGACAAAUUAGAUGCAUCAAGGCCGAGGUUAGUCAAUCUAGUUUAGAAUAUCGUGGCCUAGGUUAUGAUGGUAAUAGGAUAGGUAAGAAAAUUGUUUAUGAAACCCUUGCGUUUUAUCUAAAUACUAUAAGCUCUACCACUGCAUGGAGAAUCGAUGACCUUGGCACCGAUACGUGGAAACAAGUGUUGAAAGAAGUAAAAGAUGAAACAUCGCCUCAAAAUUUGUUCUAUAUGCACUCGACAAGAGGUGUAUCGUUGAAUGGAAAUUUGUUUUGGGUUGCUUAUUACCAGAGUCAUCGCUCGUUGCUCUUAGUAGUAAGCUUCGAUUUUGGGAGCGGAAAAUACUUCAACUUUUGUGGUCUACCGUGUGUGGAGAACGAUCAUAGCGAUGCUCUUGUCCUUAGGGUUUUUAGGGGAGAUCGGUUUUCGUUGUUAAAGCAGUGCCAUGUAACAAAGAAGAUUCAGAUUUGGGUGGCCAAGGACAAGAUUGAUAAUGGGCAUAGUAGAGAUGUGAAAUGGAUGAGUUUCAUGGAAGUGUCAAUCCCUGACUUGCCGUAUUUAGUACAGAAACAAUCCUACCCUCAGCCGAGUUACUUCAUUGACGAUAAAAGGGAUAAAAGGCUGGUCGUGUGUUCUUGCGAUGUAAAUGGCCGGGCUUGGAUCUAUGUUGUUGGGGAAAGCAAGUUAAUCAGUAAAACCCGAUUGGAUUUCGUAGUGGAUCCUUGGCCUUUGCAUUGUACCUGUUUUCCCAGUUUGGUCAUGGUUGGUGGAUGUCCAAGAGAAGACAAAGAAAAGAAGAAAAAGCAGAAUUACGUGUUUAAUAUUUCUUUCCUUAUAUUUUUUUGUUUGGUUGCUUUUUUUUUUUUUUGAAUGAAAUUUAAUUUGUUUGGUUGUUUGGGAAGCUUAAGUUGCUUUUUAGCAAAAAUAAAUUAUUUUUAAUUGUUUAGAACAGGCUAGAUUGAAUGUUUAAUGGUCUCAGUCAGUUUAAGUCUAGGGUUCUGAGUUUUAUUCGGGAAUUUGUUAGCUUUCACUUGUGUUUUGAGAUGUGUCGAUUCAUUACAUCCCACAUUGUUAUUUUUCCCCUUUUUUCCUAAUCAAUUGUUUCCUAUCACUACGUCUGGUUGUAUGCAUAGUGAAGAGUCUUAUCUGCAUUAAAGAACGUUUUUGAGCCGUAAGUGUGUCUUCUUCAGUGCCGAAAGAUGAUCAUUUGAGUUGCAGACAUAUAACAAGAGAAUCAAUUCUAGACGUCAACCUUUAGUUGAUGAAUUUCGGUUAUAAUGGACCUUGUCUGAUUGUUCAUGUGCAGACUGCAGAAAUUGUAUGGAAUGUUGUACAUUUCGAUUCUUUUAUUACAUGAAUUUGAAAAAGAAUAUGCAUUUCAAGAGGAAUAAAAUCGGUUUACAUGAGAAAUUGUAUGUAUGUAAAUCACUUUUCAACCCAACUAUUAUUCAUUUAACCAAAAAGAAUCAUAGACCUAAAGCAAACAGUGGUUAGUAUUAUAUAAGACACCGAGAGAUGUAUUAAGCCUCUAUCAUUCUCCUGCUGUUAGCUAUACAGGGUGUCAGUUUAUACUGUUAUGCUCCCGCCUUUUCUUUUAACGGUUGAUGAUGACU
Molecule: messenger RNA, 2426 nt
Organism: Brassica napus (rape)
Lineage: Eukaryota; Viridiplantae; Streptophyta; Magnoliopsida; Brassicales; Brassicaceae
Product: putative F-box/kelch-repeat protein At1g32430
Exons: 1
Coding region: 433-1683 (416 amino acids)
Molecular function (GO): protein binding
Source: RefSeq, a predicted model, not a curated record